GGGCGCUUUGCGACGGCGGCGCUUGACGGCGGCGGCGGCGGGUGCGGGUCCGGGCGGGGGCGGCCAUGCUGCUCACCGUGUUCUGCCUGCGCCGCGACCGCUCCGAGAUCACCUUCAACCUGCAGGUGGACGCCGACUUCGAGCUGCAGAACUUCCGCGCCCUUUGCGAGCUGGAGUCCGGCAUCCCGGCGGCCGAGAGCCAGAUCGUUUAUGCGGAGCGGCCGCUGACCGACAACAACAGGUCCUUGGCCUCCUAUGGCUUGAAGGACGGCGACGUGGUGAUCCUGCGCCAGAAGGAGCCGGUGGAGCCACGGCCUUCCAUGCGCUUCCCAGGUCUGCCCAGGAUCGAUUUCAGCAGCAUCGCCGUUCCCGGGACAUCCGCGCAGCAGCAGCCGCCCCCGGCGCAGCGCCCGCGCCCCUCGCCCCCGGACGCGCCCUCGUUCCCUCAGGGCCUGGACAACCCUGCGCUGCUGCGGGAGAUGCUGCUGGCCAACCCCCACGAGCUGUCCCUGCUCAAGGAGCGCAACCCGCCCCUGGCCGAGGCUUUGCUGAGCGGGGACCUCGAGAAAUUCACCAGGGUGUUGCUGGAGCAACAGCAGGACCGAGCCCGGCGCGAGCAGGAGAGGAUCCGGCUCUAUUCCGCUGACCCCUUUGAUCUUGAGGCACAGGCCAAGAUAGAAGAAGACAUAAGGCAACAAAACAUUGAAGAGAACAUGACGAUAGCGAUGGAAGAGGCACCCGAGAGCUUUGGGCAGGUGGUGAUGCUCUACAUCAACUGCAAAGUCAAUGGUCACCCCGUGAAAGCCUUUGUGGACUCAGGUGCCCAGAUGACCAUCAUGAGCCAAGCUUGUGCUGAAAGGUGCAACAUCAUGAGGCUGGUGGAUCGGCGGUGGGCUGGCAUUGCUAAGGGUGUUGGGACACAGAAAAUCAUCGGCAGAGUGCACUUAGCUCAGGUGCAGAUCGAAGGGGAUUUCCUGGCGUGCUCCUUCUCAAUCCUUGAAGAGCAGCCCAUGGACAUGCUCCUAGGACUGGAUAUGCUUAAGAGGCAUCAGUGCUCCAUUGAUCUCAAGAAGAACGUGCUGGUGAUCGGCACCACGGGCUCGCAGACCUCGUUCCUGCCCGAGGGCGAGCUGCCCGAGUGCGCGCGGCUGGCGUACGGCGCGGGCCGCGACGACGUGCGGCCCGAGGACAUCGCCGACCAGGAGCUCGCAGAGGCAAUACAGAAAUCCGUAGAGGAAGCAGAGAAUAGUGACAAAGAAACUACCUCACUGGAAACGCCCUCAUUACCAGCUUCUGAUGGGUUUCACAAUCCAGUCCAGUCUUCAGGACUAAAUUCCAAGAUCUCUAAUCCCACAAAUCAGUUACUUGAUCGUUCUGUCUCUGCCCCUGCUUCACUUUGCUCAUCUGAAUCCAGCCUCGCAGAGCCCAUUGAUCCUAGAGCCGUCAAGACUUCUGACUCUUCACCUGAACGCCAGAUAACCCCAGAAAAAGAACAUGCUCUGGUAUUACAGCAUCAUUCCAAAAGCUCUUCCUUGGCAAAUAAUGACCCCUCUCUGCACACUGGAGAUGGAACCUGCUCCAAUCCAGCUUGCCUUUCACAGGAGACACUCAAAGAAACAUUUAGUGCUGACAUUUUAAAGGAAUGUAAUGCUAAAGAACAAGACCAUGGUCAGGAACAUCCUCUGGAGGUGACAAAAGUCCAUUUGGAUGACACCGCUACCAAGCACAGGCAGGAUAAAGAUGCCUAUCUGUCUUCAAAGCAGGAUCAAAAACAUGAGCUUCCCACAGACCAUCGGAUGUGCAAAGAGCCAGAAAAGGAACAUCUUGAGGAGCAAACUGAGACAACUGACCCAGAACCUCCUUGCUGUGUUGGUGGGGUUGAGAAACCUGCUGUGGCAGAAGCCAAACAGCCAGAAAAUCCUCCCAUGGAAAUGAGAGAAGGACUGGAGAGAGCAAGUCUUUCCUAUGUGAAAGGGAGUCUCCAACUGUCAGCCUCCUGUAGCCAUGUGCACAUGGAAGCCUCCAUGGAAAUAGAUGCAGUGGAGCAGGCUGCAGCUGAAGCACAGAGCUCAGCAGGGCAGCAGAAGCAGCAGACUGAGAACAGACGUAUAUCCAACCCGAACUCGGAGGCUUUCUCCAUGGAGGUGGAGUUGCUCAAGUCUCCGUCCUCCUUGAGUGAUCCACUUUCCACCAGUGAAGUCCUGCAGUCUAAAAGCACUAGUGAAAUUCCUGCAGAGUAUCCUGAGUUGGCUAAUUCGGCAGCAGACAGUUCUUCCCCCUCCAGCACCCAGCAGCUGGACACGGAUGCAGGAAGACCUUCAGAAGAGCCAUGUUUCCCUCUAGCAUCAGCCUUGAAAGAGCUUCACAAACUCUUGGUUAUCAGUCGGAAAGGAGAAUGCAAGAUCCUUGCCUCGGAAGAAGUCUCACAGCUGGAAAUGGUUCAGAGAGAGCCAGCAGGGCAGCAGAAGGGACUUCCUGAAGGUGAGCAGAAAGAUUUGGAUCCAGCCAGCCAGAGCUGUUCCUUCCCUGAGAUGAGGUCUGAGGGUGGAGAAGCAAAGGGGAGCCAGCCUUGUGAUUCUGGCAGAGAGCACAUCAGCACUGGGCCCGUCAGUGCUGGGCAGCCUGUGCUCGGGGGAGGUGCUUUAGAGAGGCAGAACGGUUCAGGUAAGAGCGAUGAGGUCGUGCUGAGUUCUGCAGCCACCCCUGGCCAGCAGCAGAGCCCAGAGCAGAGGGAGGUUUUGGCAGGAGGUUCUCAGAGUGCACCUAGUCCAACUUUGGAGCAGAGCACGCCUGUUUCCUCCACACCUGCGUCGGGUGAAGGAGCACCACAGGAUACUCAGCGCCUGUUUCCUGGGAGAAGUGGCAGUGCUGCUCCUGCAGGUCCGUGGCUGCUGGGUGGGAGUGAGGAACCACUGCUGAGCCCCCCAGCUGCCUAUACCAGACUGACUGAAGCAGGGGCUUCUUCACCCCCUGCUUUCCCUGUGGCUGACAUCGACCGGAUCCUUGGUGCUGGUUUUACCCCCCAGGAAGCUCUCCAGGCCUUGGAACAGGCGGGUGGAAACGCAGAUCUUGCUCUUCUCAUUUUGCUAGCCAAGAGCAUCGUUGUUCCCACGUAACUCUGGAAGAGGGAGCUGACUGGGGGACCUUUCCUUCUACAGGAGUAUCUCAAUUACACACCACAAUGGGCGAGCAGAAUGUUGAGCCAGAUUUUUUACAUUAUUUGCAGCCAAAGUAGCACAUCUCUUCUUUUUCACUCGUUAGAUUUGGGCUUUGAAAGGAAAGAAAACAUCCUUGCAUUGUGUGGACAGGAUAGCUUUUAAUCAUGCAUACUGGAUUAAAACUACUAGUUUUAUUUAAAUGUACGGUUUUAGAAUAACCUCCAAUGCUAUGAAUAAAAAGCAGCAGCCACUGUGCUCACUGCCCUGUCCAGCACAAAGCAAUUUGUGAUGGGAAUUGGCCACACGUGCACAGGAGGGGAGGUGCACGCUGAGUCCACUGCAGACUCUGGAUGUGUUGCAUCUCCUCGGAACGCAGCAUCCAGCUGUUGAAAUUAUUCUGGCAGCUGCUAAAGGUGUGUAGAUGCUCCUGGCUGUGUAAGGCUUUUGCCAGAGGAGUGAGGGGGUUUUUUGGCAGUGGGUUUUCGUGUGUGCAUGGGGAAGGCUGAUGCUUAUUUUUGCCAAACCCUUUUAUGCUUUGAUUUAGAGUUGGACUCAAUGAUUCUCGUGUGUCCCUUCCAACUCAGAAUAUUCUGUGAUGCUCUUGGGCCAGUGUGUUCCAGUUUACAACAUGGGGAUAGAAGAAGGGAAGGGAUAGAAUUUGGUGCUACCAAAACUUAUGAGAUACGUUUUAACUUAUUUGGAGAUGUGCUGGUAUUAACUGUAGGGAUGGGGGGGGAGGAGUAUUUACAUUUUUUUCUAGCCUUGCCCACAUCAUGUUUUUCCUCAUGCAAAAAGAACAAGCUCAACCAGUUUAAGGCUAAACCUUAAUGAUGAAUUUGUUUAACAAACCAACUGUGUGUUGCAGCUCUAAAUCAUCUCCCUGUGCCUGGGGAGGAAUGAACUUCAUCUCAGUGGCUCCAGGCAGGGCUGUGAUUGGAAGAAGGAAGAAUCUGCUUUGCUGUGGUUUGUCUGGAUGUCUGGGGUUGGUCAGCCUUGUGGCUGUGGAUGCCAUGGCUGGGGGUGCUGAUCUCACACCUCCUCAAGAGCGAGGGCUCCCCAGCAGGGGUCACGGAACAAAUGCACUGACGUGGCUUCUGCGUUACAACCAUCGUGGCCUUCUGGGAUACCUCUGGUGAGUCACCUGAGUGGUGAGGCCUCACCGAGGCUGUGCUGUAGGAAGCCCUUUCCAGAUGCUUUUUUGAGGGGGAAGAACUCCUUUGUGAUGCUCUGCAAAGCCCCAAAACUCUGUCAGGGCCGGGGAAGGGAAAGGAAGGCGUGUCUGAAACAAAAUUUUAAGUAGGAGCUUUGAUUCAGUCCCACUUGCAAAUCUCAGAAGUGGCUUUGUGUUUGGUGUUUGUCUUGAACUUGACACGUUAAGCUAAACCUGGAGCGACGGCUUAGCAGCACCAGACACAUUUUUGUUCAUGGCUUCCAUGUGGUCUUGUGGUUGUCUCAGGCCUGUGUCCUGGUGUUUGUGUUCCCUGUUGCUUGAGCAGGUCUCCUAUGUGUGUGCUGGGCUGUUUUUAUGCAGGUGGCAUUUAAAAACAACACCGAUUUGGUUUCAUCUGUCACCUCACAGGAGUUUGUGCUGUCACUGAGUGCUGGUGUCAGAUUUGCCUCAGACACUUGGGCAGCCAGGAGAUCCUUUGGAGUAAUAAAGGGCUUUAAGGCAUUCUGCUGUCAAAUAGAGCUUCUCCAUGAGCUGGGAUGGUACCAUCCAGACCUGGAGCUCCCAGACAGGUUUGGCUUACAUCCCUCUGCUGGUGAUGCCAGCAGCAGGCACUGCUCCAUGUGGGAAGCAGUGCUUGGCUGUCUGGAGCAGCAUCCAGUGAUUCACUUGAGGCUCUGCUCAAAGUGAGUUACUGGGGCCCGACUGCAGCUUUCUCAUCUUUGCCGGGCAGGUGGUAGAGUUACCCCUGCUGAAGGUUUGGUUUAAUAUUCUCCUUCCAAUGAGCACCUCAAAUCAGCAGAAGCCCCUCUGUGAAGGGCAAGCUUGGGCUGGUACAGGGGUGCAGUGUCAGCAGGUCUCCUCAGAAGCCGCAGGAAAUAGGAUCUAUCAGAUGCAUUCCUGUCUGCAUCUGGUUCACCAUCAGGAGCAGCAGCAAUGAGGCUCCCAGACCCAGAGCGACUUCAGAUGGCUGAAUCUGCUCCUGAUUCACACUGCAGGGCGCGGUGAGGUGGCCCUGGGAGCAAAAUAACACAGGAGCCAGGGGCAGGUUGGCUCUCUUGGAUGUGGGAGAGCUGAACCUGCACCCUUUGCCUGUGGGUGGAUGUACUGCCAGCUGCUUGGAGCAGCAGAUGUUGGCCACUCAGUGUUGGCCACUCAGUGUUAGCCCCUUGUAUCACUCUCUCUGUUUUAGAAGCCAUUGCUCAGCUGGCCCAAGUGGUGCUGCUCUGCACCAAGCUGGUGACAGGCUCUGCUCUCAUGGCCACACUGACUUAGGCUGCGUAUACAGAAUUUAUGCUAUAAAAGCUUUAGAGCAUCAGCCAAUCUGCUUCAGUGCUCACUUUUAUUCCUUGUCAAAUAUAACUUUUGAAUCCUGCCCCUCUGCCAAAGCUGUAUGGAAGCAUUUAUCCAUAGUGCUAGAAUUCCGUGGGUAACUCUCCCCAAACUGCUAGAAACAAACCCUGACCCCCAGCUGAUAAAUACUUCUAAAACUCUUUUAUCAAGUAGGUCCAAGCCUGGUGAUUUAAAUCUCUUCAUUUCCGAGCCUUGCUUUGAGUGAAUGGCUAUGUGCUGCUAAAUUAGUGAAUAAUUUUUUUUUAGGAGCAAGAUCUAGUAUAAAAUUGGGGCAGUGGUGAGUACUUCAGGUCAAAAUAAAAUGUAAAAGAAUGUGUGUUUAGCGAACGCUGUCUGAAAGUUGUCUUUGUUUCAGCGUGUGUCCUCUCUGCUGCAUGCACACACACAUCCUCUGUUCAGCCUCCAGCAAUCCCUUUCCUGCUCCCUGUGCUGACCUGGCCCACAGAGUGGGAGUAUUUAUAGGAAAGGAGGGAUGGCAGAGUGCUAUGCUUUAUUGGCUACAGUGGGGUAAAGAGGUACCACCAACAGCUGUUCAGGUUUCCAAGGAGCCAGGUUCACGCCUAAAAUCAGGCACUUUGUUCUUUCCUCUUCCCCCUCCUCAUUAACCACUGCUGCAGUGUCCUAAAGUCACAUCUCUUAACAAAGGGAUUUCACCACGGCAGUCCAGCUCUGGAGUGUAAAGCAGUGCUCUGAAGCUGCUUUGUAAAGCUGCCAGCACCUGUGGGGACCCAUGUGGGUCUGUAGAGCUUCUUGCUGGGUGUGCCCUGGAACCACUCCUGGACUCUGAGAUUUACUUUUUUUCUUAAAAAUACUGAAGGAAUCCACUUGGCCCCUUGGUCACUGCAUGUUUGUGUACAUGAGGCCACAGGUGAACACAGGGGUGAUGUUUAGUGGAAUCCCAACAUCUGGAAGUUUCUGGGCAUGGGCAGUUCUGUCAAGAGGAGGGAAUAUUCCUGAUGGCUGUCCCUGACAUGUUUACCUGCUGCAGGACAGAGCUGAGCUACGCUGUUACCGUGACAAUCUCUGCCUCCUUGCUGUGUAUGUUUAACUUUCUAUGUAGAUACUUGGUCUCCAGGACUGUUAACCUUGUACGUCCUCCAUGUUCCCCUCUUCUGCGUGUCCCUCUUGCUGUCGCCUCUUCUCAAAAGUAGCAAUAUUUAAGUGUACUUGCUGAAUGCUCAACUUCAGAUCAGUUUUCUGUAAAACUAUGCCAUUGACGAACAAAAGGAGGAGCAGGUCCUAGAGGUUUCUUCACCAGACUUGGACUUCCUGCCAAACGGCUCCCCAGAACUCUAACAGAAAUUCAAAGAGGAGAAAUCCAGAGGUAUUUCUGCCUGCCUCUCUCGGAAGUCAGCUUGGGAAACGAGGUCAGUUUCAUGUACAUCAUUCCCCUCUGAGCGCUCGAGAUUUCUUCCUGCACUGUGUAGACGAGGCUUAGUCCGUGAUCCAAAGCGCAGCGGUUUGGGUCACGCUUUGACUGACGCUUCAGAGUUUUACAGACUCACUUAGGGAACUUGAGGGAAUCAAUACUCAGGAAUCCUAAAGCUGGUUGCGUUUUGUGUCAUUGACUCUUGUGGGCCGAACACGCUGCGGCCUCGCAGGCGGCUGAAGAGAGGAGUGGGUGUGUCAUCAAUGGGAUGUGGUUCUGCCCAAAGUAAUACACACUUGAUUCUUUUUUGAUUUUUUUUAAUAUUGGGGACUGUUUAUCAACAAAUUAUGUGUAAAAAAAUUUGAUAUUUAAAAAAAAAUGAAUAAACACUUUAUCAUAAUGUUG
Messenger RNA from Motacilla alba alba, 7453 nucleotides. Its product is annotated as protein DDI1 homolog 2. Gene Ontology annotation, biological process: proteolysis. The transcript has 9 exons. NCBI's taxonomy places the organism in Eukaryota, Metazoa, Chordata, Aves, Passeriformes, Motacillidae. Gene Ontology annotation, molecular function: aspartic-type endopeptidase activity; protein binding. The coding region runs from base 66 to 3116 and encodes 1016 amino acids. The record is from RefSeq and is a predicted model, not a curated record.